Quercus lobata is the source of this 1295-nucleotide messenger RNA. Its product is annotated as coiled-coil domain-containing protein 130-like. NCBI's taxonomy places the organism in Eukaryota, Viridiplantae, Streptophyta, Magnoliopsida, Fagales, Fagaceae. Bases 105 to 1025 code for a protein of 306 amino acids. Gene Ontology annotation, cellular component: post-mRNA release spliceosomal complex; U2-type spliceosomal complex. The transcript has 7 exons. Gene Ontology annotation, biological process: mRNA splicing, via spliceosome. The record is from RefSeq and is a predicted model, not a curated record.
AUAAAAACCGCGAAUAACUCUCUUUCCGAACCAAUUCGAUUCACAACUCAGACACAGCGAAAAUCUCGGAACCCUAAUUUGACGAAGAACAAGGAGAAGCAAAUAUGUCUUCACUUGCAGCUGCUAGGGCAGAUAACUUUUACUAUCCUCCAGAAUGGAGCCCAAAUCAGGGUUCUUUGAACAAGUUUCAUGGUCAACAUGCUCUGAGAGAGAGGGCAAGAAAAAUAGACCAAGGCAUACUGAUUAUAAGGUUUGAGAUGCCCUAUAAUAUAUGGUGUGGUGGAUGCAAUUCUAUGAUUGCAAAGGGUGUUAGGUUCAACGCGGAGAAAAAGCAAGUGGGAAAUUAUUAUUCUACAAAGAUAUGGAGCUUUACGAUGAAGUCUGCAUGCUGCAGACAUGAAAUUGUUAUUCAGACAGAUCCAAAAAAUUGUGAGUAUGUGAUCAUCAGUGGAGCCCAACGAAAGACUGAGGAGUAUGACAUUGAAGACGCAGAGACUUUUGCACUCCCUGCAGAUGAAGAAAAAGGCAAACUAGCCGAUCCAUUUUAUCGUCUUGAACACCAGGAAGGAGAUUUGAAGAAGAAGAAAGAAGCUGAACCAGUGCUAGUGCGUCUCCAGCGAGUAUCUGAUUCCAGGCACUCAGAUGACUAUGCCCUCAACAAGGCUCUUCGGGCACAACUUAGAAAUCAAAAGAAAAGAGUUGCUGAAGAAGAGGCUGCUUCAAGGAAAAAAGGCAUUGGCAUACGACUGCUUCCACCAUCUGAAGAAGAUGCUUCUAGUGCAGCUCAUGUGAAAUUUUCUUCUAAAUUUGACAAAAAUAGGAAGGACAAGCGAGCAUUGAUCAAAGCCACUUCUAUUUUCUCUGGGUCGUCUGGGUCUUCCAUGUCCAAUAAGAGACAUUUGGAGUUAGAAUCCAAGAGAAGGAAAAUUAGUGCAGCUGCUGCAUCUAGCUUACUGGCUGGGCAAUUUAAGCCUUCAUCAUGGUCUCAGAGUGCUGUUACUUCACAUAGGAACAGGAGAACUUAAGUGACAGCAAGAAAUUGUUAGGUGACAGUUUCUAGAUUCGAAAGAACUGCUUUUUCUUCAUAGUUGGCUUUCAGCAUCACCUGUUCAAAGUGGCAAUGAAGCAUGUACAUAGAUCAACAUGUAUCUACUGCUUGGUUGUAGUCUUUUACACUUAAAGCUCCUUGUGCUUGAGUGAUCUAGCUGAGAUUUCAGGAUUAUUAUAGUGUACUGGGUGUUGUAUGUCGAAGAUUUUAAAUUAAUGAAUGAAUGACAAGGAUUCUACUUUCAGAA